Rotaria socialis is the source of this 2166-nucleotide messenger RNA. The record is from the annotation of a GenBank genome assembly. NCBI's taxonomy places the organism in Eukaryota, Metazoa, Rotifera, Eurotatoria, Philodinida, Philodinidae.
AUGAACACUUCUGUAACUGAGGAAGACUUAGUUAUAAAGUGUGAAGUCAAUUUUAAUCGAACGUCCAGAAAUCCGAUCGACUACAAGUAUGGCCCACGAUCUGUCGUCAUUGGCUAUUUCAACAACGAUACCUGGCCAGAUACUGCUGUUGCCAAUUAUGAUGCUGAUAAUGUAGCAAUAUAUUUUGGAUAUGGAAAUGGUACAUUUACAAGUUCAGUCCUGUAUGAAACAGGUUCUGACUCUGCACCGUGCAUGGUCGCCGUCGCCGAUUUCGAUAACGAUGGUCGAACCGACAUCGCCGUUGCCAAUUUUGGAAUAAACAGCAUUAGUUUACUUUUUGGAACCGAAAAUGGGUCUUUUGUGAGUCGUACGCCUCUCUCAACUGCAUCUUCUCGCCCGAUUUUCGUCUACGCAUCUGAUCUGAAUAAUGACACAGCUGUAGAUAUUGUCACUGUUAACUACGGUACACACAGUAUCAGUGUGUUUUAUGGCUAUGGAAAUGGGGCAUUCUCAGAACCAGACAGCUACUCAACGGGAUAUGAUUCUUUCCCAUUGGCAGUCGUCAGUGGGGAUUUUAACAAUGACCAUAAGAUAGAUCUUGCCAUUGCCAAUUAUGGCACAAACACUGUAUGGAUACUGUUCGGAACUGGCAUUGGAACCUUCGUCAAUCAAGCCGUGCUUUCAACCAAUCUUAAUUCCCAUCCAUACUCAAUUGCCGUUGGUCAUUUGAACGAUGACAACAUGUUGGAUAUUGCCGUCACCAACUACGGCAAUAAAAAUGUUGGUGUAUUCCUGGGACAUGGCAAUGGAACUUUUCUCGAUCAAAUGACGUAUUUAGUAGACCCUUCUUCUCCAUAUGCCAUUGGCAUUGGUGACUUCAACAAGGAUAGUCUAAUGGAUAUCGUUGUCACCAGUAAUGACACUGAUAAUAUUGCUGUAUUUCUUGGAUAUGGCAAUGGGACUUUUGCAAAGCCUAAACCCUAUUCAACCGAAUCUUCCUCUUCAAUUUCGGUUGCCAUAGGAGACUUGAACAAAGAUAAUCGUUUGGACAUUGUCGUCAUCAACAAUGACACAGGUAGCAUAAGUAUUCUGCUUGGAUAUGACGAGGGGUUUCCAGAUCAAAUGACAUUUUCAGCUGGCAGUUGGUCGAUAGAUGUAGUCAUUGGUGAUUUUAAUAACGAUAAGCAACUAGAUGUCAUCGUUACUAAUAGCUAUGAUAACACUGUCAGUAUCCUCCUCGGAUAUGGUAAUGGCUCCUUCGCAAAUCAAAUAACAUUCUCAACUGGCAAUUCUCCAUGGGGUGCAGCUAUAGGUGAUUUUAAUAAUGACACCAUACUGGAUAUCGUCUUUGCUAAUAGCCGCAACAAAAGUGUGAGUAUCCUUCUCGGAUAUGGUAAUGGCUCCUUUGCAAGUCAAAUGACAUUUUCAACUAACACUUUUCCAUGGGGCGUAGCUGUUGGUAAUUUUAACAAAGACAUCACAUUGGAUAUCUUCGUUACUAAUUCUGCUGACAACAAUGUAAGCGUUCUUCUCGGAUAUGGUAAUGGCUCUUUUGCAUAUCAAGGGACAUAUUCAAAGGGGUCUUCACCGCAAGGCUUAGGCGUUGUUGAUUUUAAUAAUGACAGUAGAAUGGAUAUCGUCGUCGCUAAUUUUAAUAAUGAGACCGUUAGUGUAUUGCUUCGGAAAGAUAGAGGAGCUCUAAAUAUCACAAACACAUUUGCAGCUGCCACUGGUUCUCUGUUACGAUCCUUUUUUGUUGUUGAUGUUAACAACGAUACUCUACUGGAUAUCAUUGUUUGUAAUUAUGGUACUGAUAAUAUUAAUGUCCUCAUAGGCUUGGGAAAAGGAACUUUCGGUAGCAAAAUAACGUACCCAGUGGGCUUAGAAACUCAUCCUGGCUCAAUCACCGUGGAUGACUUGAAUAAAGAUGGUCAAAUGGAUAUAAUAGUGGCUAAUUAUGAAACCAAAAAUCUGGUUACGUUUCUUGGAAGUGGGAACGAAAAUUUUGAAAAUCUAGGAACAUAUAGCGCUAGGUUCGAUUUCGCACCAUCGAUUAUCGCUGUUGGUAAUUUCAACAACGAUGGACGUUUAGAAAUUUUGAUCUGCGGAUAUUAUAUCAUCAAAUUUGCAGUCAGUUUUAGUAGCUUGACUAUGUUAUCCUGCUGA